Molecule: messenger RNA, 623 nt
Organism: Paraphaeosphaeria sporulosa
Lineage: Eukaryota; Fungi; Ascomycota; Dothideomycetes; Pleosporales; Didymosphaeriaceae
Product: acyl carrier protein
Exons: 6
Coding region: 112-531 (139 amino acids)
Biological process (GO): fatty acid biosynthetic process
Cellular component (GO): mitochondrion
Molecular function (GO): acyl binding; acyl carrier activity
Source: RefSeq, a predicted model, not a curated record
UGGGAAGCCCGUGCGUAGUUUUAGUCAGGCGAAGCUCGCAAGAACUAACGAGGACCGAGCAUCAACUCUACCCACGACAUCUCCGCCUCGAACACCUUCAACGCCCUCACAAUGUUCCGCACUGCUCUCCUCAGGUCCGCAAGGCAAGCCGUCCGUGCUGCCCCGCGGUGGUCGGCGCCAAUUGCUCGCCCAGCCGCGCGCAGCUCGCUGCUCCAGGCGAAGCAGAUCGCUCCCUCCGCGCGCUUCCAAGCAGUCCGAUGCUACUCCGCGUCGGCUGGUCUAUCAAAGGAUGAGGUUGAGGGUAGGAUAAUGGAUCUGUUGAAGAACUUUGACAAGGUCACGGACACCUCCAAGUUGAACGGCGAGGCGCACUUCCACAACGACCUUGGCCUCGACAGUCUCGAUACCGUUGAGGUGGUCAUGGCGAUUGAGGAGGAGUUUAGCAUUGAGAUCCCAGACAAGCAGGCGGAUGCCAUCCACAGCGUCAAGCAAGCAGUCGACUACAUCCUUGCCCAGCCCGAUGCCCACUAAACGGAAGUCUCUGAGCGGAUUGCUAGAUGUCGACGACAUGGCUGGGAAAUAGGUGGGCGGAGGCUACCUUGGCGUUGCUAUAUAUAUUCUCC